UGGUGAGGUUCGUGUAUGCUGAAUUCACAGAGAAAACUCCUUUGUUGCCUACUUUCCAUAUUGCAGUAUCUUUUUCCCCAGUUAGGUUGCUGAAAGGGGCCAAGGUGUUGUAGAGAGAAACUAUCCUUUCCACCUCCCAGUCGCUUAGAUUUUUCCUGAGAUGAAGGUUCCAUCCCUGACCUGUCCACAUUUCAGCAACAGUGGCAUGUUGUUGAAAGCUUAGAAGGUGUAGAUUAGGGAAUAGUUGCUUCAAAGUUCUCUGAGCUAUCCCUUUGUCGUCCCAAAAUGCCACUUUGAGUCCAUUCCCCACUUUGAAAUUUAUUCUGGACAAUAAUACUGGCCACAAAUUCCUGACUGGUCUCCAGAUACUACAAUCAUAAGGAGUGGUCACUAUUUUAGUAAUCCAUUUAUCCUCCAUUUCACACUUUGCACAGAUGACCUCCUUCCCCUACAUAUUCUCUCCUGUAAUAAAUUUCCAUAACCACUUCAUCAUUAGACUUCUGUUUUGCAUCUUCAUAUUCUUGAUCCCCACUCCCCCUUCCUUCUUGCUUUUUAUGGCCUCUUCCCAUUUGACCAGAUGGAAUUUUCUUUUGUCUUCAUUUUCUUGCCAAAAAAAAUUCCUUCUUAGCAUGUCUAUUCUCUGGAUCACAUUGUCAGGGUUUGGGAACACUGACAUUACCAUGGUCAAUCUACCCCCCAAAGAAAGGUAUUGACUCCUCCAGUUAGUCAACUUUUUCUCACAUUUUUCUAUCACUCCAUUUCAAAUCCCCUUUGAUUUACUUUUGGCUCCCAAAGGCAUUCCUAGGUAGAUAGUAGGUAAUUUCCCUACUUUUCCACCCAGAUUAGCUGCUAAAUUGUCUACCUCUGCCACUUCAUUAAUAGGGUAUAUGUAGCUCUCCCCCCAAUAGAUGUUUAGCCUAGAAACAACUUCAAAAAUAAUGAAUAUCACCCUUAGUAUCAACAUCUGGCCAGUAGCUACUCCACAAAAGACUAGAGUAUCAUCUGCAUAUUGUAGAUGAGCUAUCUCCAGGUUGUUUAUAGCUCUAUUGUCCACCUGAAAAUCCCUGAUCCAAUCUUUUUCCCUGGCUGUCUGUAUCAAGUUCCUUAGACCUUCCAUAGUUAGGAUGAAGAGGAAAGGUGACAAGGGAUCACCCUGUCUCAGUCCCCUUUGAGGAAAAAAAUCCACAUGGGGUCCUAUUUACAAGGACUGAGAACUUCACUGUGCUAAUGCAGUAUUUUACCCAACUUAUCCACUUGGCUCCAAAGCCCAUUCUUUGCAUCAUCAAUACCAAAAAGUUCCAGUUCAAAUGAUCAUAAGUCUUCUGGAUGUCAAGUUUGCAUAGGAUUCCAGGUUGUUUGCAUAGGAUUCCUGGACUCUACACACUCAUUUGCUAUCAGUAUUGCAUCCAUGAUUUGCCUUCCUUUAAUGAAGGCCAUUUGUUGUCUGUCCACUAGAAUGUGGAUCACUUUCUUCAGUCUUUGUGCCAAGAGCUUGGCUAUAAUCUUGUAUACUCCUACUAUUAAACUUAUAGGUCUGAAAUCAGUUAGCUCCAUAGCUCCCACUUUUUUAGGAAUUAAUGCUACAAAUGUAGCAUUGAUGCUUCUUUCAAAAAUUCCUUCCUUCUGGAAAUUAUGUACUGCAGCCACCAGAUCAGAUUUGAUAGUGUCCCAACACUGACUGAAAAAAGCCAUAGAGAAUCCGUCUGGUCCUGGUGCUUUUUCCCCCGCACAUGAUUUGAUACUCUGUAGGAUUCCUGUUCCUCCAUUGGUGCCAUUAAAAGGUUGCUCUCCUCUGCUCCAAUCAUAGGGCAAUUCCUCAUUUCCAGGUGUGGCCUACAGUCUUCUGUUUCUGAAUAGAGCUUUUCAUAAAAGGUAACUAUCUCCUCUUGUACCUCUUCAUGAUUACUCAGAAUUUCUCCUCUCACUUUCAACUUUUAAUUGUGUUCAUUCUUUUGUGAGCAUUAGCAGUUCUAUGGAAGAACUCGGUGUUUCUAUCCCCCUGCUUUAACCAUGUAGCCCUAGACCUCUGUCUCCAAGCAAUUUCCUCCCUUUUUGCUAUGUCUUCAAAUUCCUUAGUUAGAGCUACUCUGAUAGACUCCAGGACUUUGGGUAUUGUAGGUGUGUUAGGGUUGAGGAGGUUAGACAUGCUAUUAGUAGGAUGAGAAGAGGAAGAGCGAUCGGACCCGAUGAGAUUCCGGUGGAUUUUUUGAAGAGCACAGACAAGGCAGGACGUUCAUAUGGUGUUCAUUGUGACCUUGAAAAGGCUUAUGACAAAGUUUCGAGGAAUGUUCUCUAGAGGUGUUGGAGGCUAAAGGUGUCCCGAUGGUGUAUAUUAGGGCGAUAAAAAAACAUGUAUGAUCGAGCUAAGACUCGAGUUAGGAUGGUGGGAGAAGAUUCAGAGCCCUUCCCAGUUGAUAUGGGGCUACAUCAAGGAUCAGUUCUUAGUCCGUUCCUAUUCACCUUAGUGAUGGAUGAGUUGACACGGUCAUUUCAGGAGGAGGUGCCCUGGUGUAUGUUAUUUGCAAACGACAUAGUAUUGGUUGAUGAGACACGAGACAAAGUUAAUGCUAGGUUGGAGGUUUGGUGACAGACUUUGGAGUCCAAAGAGUUCAGGUUGGGCAGGACCAAAACAGAGGAUUUGGAGUGCAAAUUCGGUGAUGUGGUAAAUGAGGUGGACGUGGAAGUGAGGCUUUCCACGUAACUUAUUCCCAAGAAAGAAAGUGUUAAGUAUCUUGGGUCCGUACUUCAGAAUAGUGGGACAUCGACAGUGAUGUCACACAUCGUAUUGGGGCGGCAUGGAUGAAAUAGAGGCUUUCUUCUAGAGUACUGUGUGAUAAGAAGGUCCCACCCAAACUUAAAGGAAAGUUUUAUAGAAUCGUGGUUAGACCGUCCUUGUUAUAUGGGGUGAAGUGUUGGCUAGUCAAAAACUCUCAUGUGCAGAAGAUGCAUGUUGCGGAGAUGAGGAUGUCGAGAUAGAUGUGUGGGCAUACUAGGAGUGAUAAGAUUAGGAAUGAGGUUAUUUGAGAGAAGGUAAGAGUGAUCUCUGUGGUUGACAAGAUGAGGAAAGCGAGGUUGAGAUGGUUUGGACAUGUGCAAAGGAGGGGCGUUGACGCCCCAAUGAGAAGGUACGAGAGGUUAGUUGUAGGGGAUCACCGGAGGGGGAGAGGUAGGCCGAAGAAAUAUUGGGGAGAGGUGAUUAGACAUGAUCUGGCGCAACUCCAUAUUACCGAGGACAUGACCUAAAAUAGAAAAGAGUGGAGGACACAUAUUAGGGUAGAAGGGUAGUGAAGGUUAGUGGAGGUUAGCUUGUUAUGUUGUGUAUUGUGUUUCUAUUAUCACACUAUUUUAUGGUUGUUAUUGUUUCUUCCUUGUAGACUUUACAACAGUUUUGCUGAUUAACUGCUAUGCUUCCUUCAUUGUUUCCUCUUUUUUUUUUACUUGGAUUUGAUGAACUUGAGCCAAUGGUCUUUCGGAAACAACCUCUCUACCUCCUCGAGAUAGUGGUAAGGUCUGCGUACAUUUUACCCUCCCCAAACCCGACUUAGUGGGAUUUCACUGGGUAUGUUGUUGUUGUUGUUGUUUAUUUCUAAACAAGGUGAAGAUGAGUUCACAAUUUGCAUGGAGGACCAAUUAAGAUCCUUAGGUAUAAUUCACAGUGAUUAUGAUCACUCACUUAGCUCAAUUCUUGAUCCCACAUUUUUUAAAGGAAUGAGUGUUGUGUUGAUGCUAGUAUGCCACCGAAGAAGAUCAAAGCAGCUGUUUUAUCCGUGGAACCACCUGAUGCUACAACUUAUUGAAAGCCUUAGUGGCAGCAUGGCAGUCCGGAUCAAGCAUGGGAAAACAUGUACUUCCAUGGAUAUGUUGUAUAAUGGUGAACCACAACGAAUUUGUAACAUCGCAGGAACCACUGACGCCACUUCUGGAUUCUUUAAACAAGGUAAUCCAAGAUAUGUUGUUCGAAGCUCCCUAAUUCUACCUCCAAGAAUGCUGGACAGUCUCGGAAGAUAGCUCACUUCGUUAACUGGAUAAAUAAAACUUUUAUUCCAGUUGAUAUGCAGCCUAGAGAUGGCCUCAAAUAAAAUGAAAAUCACCCUUAGCAUCCUUACUUGAUUUAUAUCUGCUUCACAGAAAAUCAAAGUAUCAUCUGCAUAUUGUAAAUGUGAAAUCACUGCAGUUUAUUUUAGUACGGCAAAACCUGCCAAUUUGUUGCAAGGAGCCAUAUUCUCUCCAUUGAAUGAUCGAGAAAGUGCCUUUUGUAAAUCACUUAUUUCACCCUCAUUUUGUUACUUAAGUUGAAGUCAUUCUUGCAGUCAUCAUAAAAAGUUCCCUCCCUCCUUUCUCCAAAGGGGAGAUCGGUGGGAACAUCUGAAGUAUAACACCCUGAGUAGCUAAGCUGGGAAAACAUUGGGUGGACAAUCAUAAUUAUCCUUUUAGACUUUCUAAGUUUGCAACAGAAUUUGCUUUGUGCAAGAGUACAAGAAGAUUAGCAGUCAUCAACACUUACUGAAGUUUGAUCACCAAACAAGUUUAUAAAUGACCAAAAAUUAAAAGGAAAAUGGAAGUCAUUUGACAAUAUAUUAUUCUUUUCUUUGAUAACUUACUAUGAUGAUAACGUUUCAACCCAAAAUUUGCUGGCUCAGCUAUAUAAAUAGUCCAUUCCGCUUCAUUUGGACAUGUUUCUUUCCAAUAUUCAUAAAUUUGGCUAUUCAUAUGUUUGGUAGCUAAAGUCAAUAUCUAAUCAAAUCGGUUGUUUUAACAUAUCUUGAGGUUUAGUUAAUUUUGUGUAGGCCUUAAUUAUUUUUUAAAUCCUCUGAUGAAAUGCUGACACUAAUGCUUGUGAAUUGGCAUAUUCAUUUCUAUGGAUCUACUAUAAUUAGAGUGCUAAAUCCCUCCAUUACACUUUAUAGAUGAUACAUUUUUUUUUUCACGUACCAAAGAGUUGAAUCUCCAACUGAGCUCUGGCUUCUGGAACAACGGGUCUGAUCAACCCAUUGUAUGACUAUUAUGAAGAAUUUGUCACCAUAAUUAGUUGUCUCUCUGCAGUUGAAGAUAUUCUAUUUUUUUUGGAUGUGAAGAUUUUCUUGUUUGUUCGUGAUGGCAAACUUCACAGUUGUUCUGUUCAUAAAAAAGUUCACUAUUGCUCUGUUGUUGGACUGUGAAAACCUUGAAUGGUGUUAAGCACUUCUAUGGU
Solanum dulcamara is the source of this 5191-nucleotide messenger RNA. RefSeq lists its product as uncharacterized. NCBI's taxonomy places the organism in Eukaryota, Viridiplantae, Streptophyta, Magnoliopsida, Solanales, Solanaceae. The transcript is spliced from 4 exons. Bases 3562 to 4008 code for a protein of 148 amino acids. The record is from RefSeq and is a predicted model, not a curated record.